AUGCCAGAGUCCGAGAGCAGUCGUGGGAGGAGAGGGGUGUCAGGAGACGUGUGCCAGGGUUAUCAGGCGUGGCUGCAGGGCCUGAUACUCAACAGCAAAUCUGCCAUCACCAGGCUGACCGUCCUGGCACAGCAGAAUGUGGCCUUCGCCAGCAGUAUUGCCUCCCUGGUAGAGGCACAAAUGGCCAAGGCUCCUCCAUCGCAGAAGCUCCCUGUCAUCUAUCUUAUGGAUUCCAUCGUCAAGAAUGUGGGAGGAGAAUACCUGAAGGCUUUUGCUCCAAACUUGGUGGAAACCUUCCUCUCUGUCUUUGAGAAGGUGGACAUAGAGACUCGCAAGAGUUUAUUCCUCUUGCGCUCAACGUGGGACAGGAUUUUCCCCCUGGAGAAGCUGCAUGCCCUGGAUGUCAGAGUCAAGUCAUUAGAUCCUGCUUGGCCAGUGAAACCUCUGCCUCCAGAUGGGAAUGCUGCUGGCACCCCUGUGAGCCCUCAGCCUGCAGUUGCCUCGCCAGAGGAAUGUACUGCACCUGCCUGUGCCAGGGCUGCUGCCCCUGCUCCUCCAGCUCUUGCUGAAACACCAAAGCCUUUGACACAGGAGCAGCUGCUGAGGCAGCAAGUGCUUGAGAAGGAAAAGGAGCUGCUGGAAGUGCGGCAAAAAAUCUCAGAGCUGGAGCAGGCCCAAGCACAACUCUGUCCUGAAGCACAGAGCAAUCCCUGUCUGAAACCUGUCCUUGCUUUCAGCUCACAGCAGGGUGAAGAACACCAAGCACUUGCUGAAUGUCCUCACCAAAGACACCAGGAAAUAUGUCCUGCUGCUGGAAGGAUUUUAUCACCCCGAGCACCAAAGCAGCAGCACUGCUUAGGCCUCAGGUUUGAGGGACCUCCAGGUCAGCCCUUGGGGCCCCAUGGCCAACCUGGAGGAGGCAUCAGGUUUGAGGAGCCACAUGGUCAGCCACUGGGGCCACAGGGACUGUCAGGACAAUUCAAUACAGAGGUACCUCUAAGAUUUGAUGGACAUUGCCAACCAGCCUCUGGAUUUGACUUGCCCCUUGGCCUUCAAGGUGUACCUUUUCAAAACAUGGCUCCACAUGCUCCCUCAAGGCUGGGAAUGUCACCAUGUGGACAGGGGGGUCCCUUUGUGCAGCAUCCCGAGCAGGGCUCCCAUCGACCAUCUCACAGGAUGCAGCUGCAGAGCACAGCUGGCCCAGGGGCACAGGAUUGCCCUCGGAGAGCAGGUGCACAGCACUGGGAUGCAACAGCUCCUCAGGGUCCUCAGCAUGGAAGCUUCAGGAACAUCUCAAUGGGAAGUCGUCAGGUUCCUGUCACGUUUGCCCAGCCAGGGCCUUGUGGCCAAGCUCAGCAGCAUUGGCCACAUCCUGGAAGCCUUGUUCAGAACCCUGCAGGAGCCCUUCCACUAUCACGUCCUGACAACCACCUGGGACAGCUCCAUGUCAAUGAAUUGUUUGCUAGGCUGCUGUCAGCAGGGAUCCUACACCUGCCAAACCCUGCUCCCACCUCAGCACAAGGGAAUGAACCAUCAGCCCAGCCAGCUGCUGAAGGGAAAGCUGCUGAGCAGAAGGAAGAUGUUCCAGACCUCACUGACUUCCAAGUGGAAGAGCUUAGGCAGCGUUACAGCAGUGCCAUCAAUGCUCUGCACACUGGCAUCCAGUGUGGCUCCUGUGGGGUGAGGCUGGCCACGUCUCAGGGCUACGCCGAGCACUUGGACUGGCACUAUGGACGGAACCGGAGCCGGAAAGCUGCAGGCAGAGCAGCAGCACACAGGCAGUGGUACUGCAGCUCAGCAGAGUGGAUUGAAUUUGCAGCAGCAGCUGAUCUGCAGAAGACUGCGAAGAGCCAGAUUUUUGAAAGAGCUCAUGAAGCUGUGCUGAAGGCACGACAAGCUUCAAAGAAGGAUGAGAUUCAGAGUGUGCCUGCUGGACCAGCUGGAGCAGCUGAGAGCUGUGAGAUUUGCCAAGAGCAGUUCGAGCAGUACUGGGAUGAUGAAGAGGAAGAGUGGCGCCUGAGAAAUGCCAUUAGAGUCGAUGCCAAGAUUUACCACCCAUCUUGCUACAAGGACUAA
Messenger RNA from Dryobates pubescens (Downy woodpecker), 2076 nucleotides. RefSeq names its product pre-mRNA cleavage complex 2 protein Pcf11-like. Bases 1 to 2076 code for a protein of 691 amino acids. The transcript has 12 exons. Lineage: Eukaryota; Metazoa; Chordata; Aves; Piciformes; Picidae. Gene Ontology annotation, cellular component: cytoplasm; mRNA cleavage factor complex. Gene Ontology annotation, biological process: termination of RNA polymerase II transcription. Gene Ontology annotation, molecular function: mRNA binding; RNA polymerase II complex binding. The record is from RefSeq and is a predicted model, not a curated record.